This is a messenger RNA of Lotus japonicus, 1116 nucleotides long. RefSeq lists its product as uncharacterized. Gene Ontology annotation, molecular function: catalytic activity. NCBI's taxonomy places the organism in Eukaryota, Viridiplantae, Streptophyta, Magnoliopsida, Fabales, Fabaceae. Bases 1 to 1116 code for a protein of 371 amino acids. The record is from RefSeq and is a predicted model, not a curated record. The transcript has a single exon.
AUGGGUCGCACGAGAAGAUGGAGCUCCUGGAAUGUUAGGGGGCUUUGCAGCGUAGAAAAGAGAAGGGAGGUGAAGGAAGUAUUGAAGAAAGCAAAGGUAGAACUAAUAAUGUUGCAGGAAACCAAGUUGGGUGAUAAUAGAUAUAGAACGGGUGAGCUCUUUGCUAAAUCUCUUAAGCUCUGCCAUGCUGAGGUUAAUGCAUCCGGAUCAGCUGGUGGAUUAUUAUCUUGUUGGGAUUCCAAUAUUUUCAAUGUGGUGGAUGUAAUUCUUGAUCAGAGGUUCAUUCUGUUGAUAGCUAAUGUCUCUUUCUUGUCCUCUACUGUUGUGAUUGGUAAUGUUUAUUCCCCCAAUUCUGUGGCAGAACGCAGAGACACUUUUUGUAAGCUCUCUGAUGAAAUUAACAGACAUGGUUACGGAUGCUUUCUGGGUGGUGAUUUUAACAGCACCCUCAACCCUGGUGAAAGAAGAGGUGGCGCUGAUGAAACUGACAUUAAUUUCUGGGAUUUUACUAUGGGUCUAAAUCUAGUAGAUUUACCUCUAGCCAAUGCAGAGUUUUCUUGGUUUAGCUCACGUAAUGGUGGAAUCUGGAGUCGUAUUAAUCGCUGGUUAAUUAGUAAGGACAUACUGCGAGAACUAGAAGGUUUUAAUCAAUCUGCAGAAUGUUGGGGUUUGUCCGAUCAUAGAGCUAUAACCCUGGAGAUGGGGGCAGUUGAUUUUGGCCCCAAACCUUUUAGGUUUUACAAUUACUGGAUGCUGGAAGAUGAUUUUAAUGAUCUUGUGAGAUCAUGGUGGAAUUCACCCUUAAUAGCGGGGUGGGCUGGAGCAUCAUUACACGAGAGGCUGAAAUCUAUGAAGAAUGAGAUCAAGAAGUGGAAGGGGAGCAAGGGGUCAGGAUUAUCAGAGAGGAUCUCCAUCCUGGAAGGAGAGCUCCAAGUCAUUAUGGAGCAGAUGUUGAAUGAUGGGGUUUCCCCUUCUCUGCGUCAGAAAAGGAUGAAAGUUUUGAACGAUCUAUGGCAAGCCUUCAGACUGGAGGAGAGCAGAUGGAGACAGAAAUCUCGCACUAUGCAUUGUGAGCUAGGCUGGUGUUGGGUGUUGAAACCGAUUUUUCCUGUUUAA